Molecule: messenger RNA, 806 nt
Organism: Orycteropus afer afer
Lineage: Eukaryota; Metazoa; Chordata; Mammalia; Tubulidentata; Orycteropodidae
Gene: EXOSC7
Product: exosome component 7
Biological process (GO): exonucleolytic trimming to generate mature 3'-end of 5.8S rRNA from tricistronic rRNA transcript (SSU-rRNA, 5.8S rRNA, LSU-rRNA); U4 snRNA 3'-end processing; nuclear polyadenylation-dependent mRNA catabolic process
Cellular component (GO): cytoplasmic exosome (RNase complex); nuclear exosome (RNase complex)
Source: RefSeq, a predicted model, not a curated record
GGCGCUUGGAGCGAUUCGACAGCAUGGCGUCUGUGGCGCUCAGCGAGGCAGAGAAGGUGUACAUCGUGCACGGCGUCCAGGAAGACCUCCGCGUGGAUGGCCGUGGCUGCGAGGACUACAGGUGCAUCGAAGUGGAAACUGACGUGGUAUCCAACACCAGUGGGUCUGCCAGGGUCAAGCUGGGCCACACGGACAUCUUGGUGGGAGUGAAAGCAGAAAUGGGGACGCCGAAGCUGGACAAACCAAAUGAAGGCUACUUAGAGUUCUUUGUUGAUUGUUCAGCCAAUGCCACCCCUGAAUUUGAAGGCCGAGGAGGUGACGACCUUGGCACAGAGAUUGCUAACACGCUCUACCGGAUAUUUAACAAUAAGGGCAGCGUUGACCUGAAGUCCCUCUGCAUUAGUCCUCGGGAGCACUGCUGGAUCCUCUAUGUGGAUGUGCUGCUUUUGGAAUGUGGUGGAAAUUUGUUUGAUGCCAUCUCCAUUGCUGUAAAGGCUGCUCUCUUCAAUACAAGGAUACCAAAAGUUCGCGUCAUAGAGGAUGAAGAGGGAACAAAGGACAUUGAACUGUUUGACGACCCAUAUGACUGCAUCCGGCUAAGUGUGGAGAAUGUCCCCUGCAUUGUCACUCUGUGCAAGAUUGGCUGUCGGCACGUGGUAGAUGCCACUCUUCAGGAGGAAGCCUGCUCCUUGGCGAGCUUGUUGGUGUCUGUGACCAGCAAGGGGGUCGUGACAUGCAUGAGGAAAGUUGGGAAGGGCAGCUUGGACCCAGAGAGCAUCUUUGAGAUGAUGGAGGUGAGGCUCUAG